UCCGCGCAGAAUCCGCUCCGGUUGUUCCCGUUCCACCUUCUUACAGUACUUACUCCUCGACAGUUUCUCGCUCCACGACCCGCCCCCUUCUCUCUCUCGGCCUUCUCUUCUUCUCUUCCAAGUCUCUUCGAGCGAUAUAAGAGAGAGAGAUAUCAAGUGUUUCUUCUGAUUGUACUCUGGAUUCUUGUUUUUUUUUUUUUGGUUCCAGUACUCUGGAUUCUGUUGCUUAGGAUCAUGAUCUGAAAGAGUAGGGGAUGGUCUGAUGGAGGCCAUACGGAAGCAGGCCAGCAGGUUCAGAGAGCAAGUGGCCAAGCAGCAACAGGCAUUUCUUCUGCAAUUUAGUCGGCGUUUUGGCCAUGAUUCUGGUCUGGUCGAUGAAGCUGAACUUGAAUGCCACGAAAAGCUUCAGAUGCUCUAUGGUUCUACAAAAGCGGCAAAGCAUCUUCAGCGGGAUAUUGUACGGGGUGUUGAAGCUUUUAUCUCCAUUAGUUUAAAGCAGAUGGAAAUAGUAAAAAAACUAGCUGAAGAUUGUCGCAAAUAUGGAACUGAGUAUCAAAAUCCCAGUUUUGUUCUUGCAACGGCUUCUCUUGACUUUGGUACUGCUCACAGUUUGAUGGAAAAAGAGAGGGAGAAUCUUAUCAAAAUUCUUGGAGAUCAGGUCUGUGAGCCAUUACGGUCAAUGAUAGUGGGAGCUCCUUUGGAGGAUGCUCGCCUCUUGACUUAUCAUUAUGAACGGAUCAGACAAGAUGUGGAAGCUCAGACAGCUGAAGUUGUAAGACGCCAAUUGAAGUCCAAGGAAGUUGGUGCUAGUGCAGAAAGUACGGUAAAACUUCAACAUGCAGAAGCAAAAUUAUCAGAACUGGAAGCUACUUUAUCAGCACUAGGGAGAGAAGCAACUGCUGCUAUGAUGGCUGUUGAGGCUCAACAGCAACAGAUAACUUUCCAACGACUACUUGCAAAGGUUGAUGCGGAGAGAGCUUACCAUCAAAGUGUUGCCAGUAUUCUAGACAAUCUCCAUGAUGAGAUGGUUCAAGCAAAGCAGCAUAAUGAGUCCAUGUUACAGUCAACAACAAUCAAGACUAAUCAGCCUUCUCAAACUGUAAAUGAAGAUCCGAAGACCAGUCAGUGUGCUGAUCUCUUGCCUUUAACAGAAAUUGAGAUUAACAUGCAUUCUCAAACUACAAAUGAAGAUCCCAAGUCAAGUCGAUCUGCUGAUAUCCCAGAAAAUAGCCUGACUACUACAUAUUUUGUUGCAGAAGUUAUUCACCCAUUUGAUGCUCAAGCAAAUGGGGAGCUAAAUCUCUCGGUUGGUGAUUAUGUUGUGGUCCGCCAGGUAGCACCUAAUGGAUGGUCCGAAGGCGAAUGCAAGGGAAGGGCUGGUUGGUUCCCCUCUGCUUAUAUAGAGCAGCGGGAAAAAGCCCCAGCGAGCAAGGAAACUGUCGGCCAAGUGGAUUACGAGAGCGGCUCAACCUAACUAGUUUGAAAUAGAUUAAAAGUACAUUGAUGUGUGACAGGUUGUUGGAUGUGAAGGUACUUUGUUGUCAGACGGCCUCUGCACUCUUCAAGAUUCGAGCAUGGCCUAUAACUCCCCGGGUCGUCGUCCUAACGGCUAUACGUUGAUUGCCAACGACUUUUCAAACCAUCUCAUGACUCCUGCAAGACCGAGGAAAAAAAAAGCGAUCAAAAGGAAAAAAAGAUAAAGGACGUCUCAAACCCUCAAUGGCCGUCUAAUUUGGUUGCAGCUAUACAUUCCAGUUGUGUAUUGAUUGUUCAACUAAAGUGCUAUCAUGUGUGUACGUUCUUAUUGUCCAGUUUGAUUGGGAAAAAUCUUAUUUUCAUU
This is a messenger RNA of Elaeis guineensis (African oil palm), 1840 nucleotides long. Its product is annotated as SH3 domain-containing protein 2. NCBI's taxonomy places the organism in Eukaryota, Viridiplantae, Streptophyta, Magnoliopsida, Arecales, Arecaceae. The record is from RefSeq and is a predicted model, not a curated record. Gene Ontology annotation, molecular function: protein binding.